AGUAUUAUGCAUAAUACUUUUUAUUCAGUAAUCAUCACAUACAAGUGAAUGUAAUUCAAAACACAGACAGUUUUUAUGCAUAAUAUUUGUAUUCAGUCAUCAUCACAUACAAGUAUAAAUAGUAGCUUACAGUCCAAAGUAAUUUACAAUAUAGACAGAAUAUUAUGUCACAACACAUGGCAAUUAUGACAAUAUUUUAUAAUAUGCUUCCAUCCAAGGUAACUUACCUGUGUCUAUGUCUGCAUUUUCAGGUAUCUACACCUCCAGAACAACCAGGCAGCAGAUGUCAACCACGAAGACAAGCUGUGGAAAAUGCGCUGGUUUCUGAAUUACCUCAUUGCCCGAUUCCAGGCACUGUAUGAGGUAGAUGGCAAGGUGUCUGUGGAUGAGAGCAUGAUCAAAUUCAAAGGGCGUCUCUCCUUCAGGCAGUACCUCCCCAUGAAGCCGACAAAAUGGGGUGUCAAGGUAUGGGUAAUGGCAGAGAGCUCCACAGGUUACGUGACCAACUUCCAGGUCUAUGCUGGUCGUGAAGGGUCAAUGGAGAAGGGCCUCGCACACCGGGUGGUAAUGGAUUUAGCCAGACCAUAUUACGGCUCUCACCUGUCCAUCUAUAUGGACAAUUUUUACACAGGGGUAAAUCUCUUGGAGGAGAUGAAGACCCAUGGCCUGAACGCUUGCGGCACUGUUCGUGCCAACCGGGCGGGACUCCCAAAGAACGAGAGGCUUAGAAAAAAAGCUUCAAUGGAAAAGCAUGAGUUCAGGGUAGCUCAGAAGGGCGAACUCACAUUCUGUAUUUGGCAGGACACAAAAACUGUCAUGUUGCUGUCCAACCAUCACGAUCCAACUCAGACGGGGACAGUGAAUCGAAGAAAAGACAGAGCCAACCAAGUCCCGGUGGUAGUGCCAGCUUCACUCGCAGACUACCAGAAAUACAUGAAAGGCGUGAAUCUGAUCAAAUGGUUGGCUAUUAUGGAUUCCAGCAUCGAUCGAAGAAAUGGUGGAGGAGGGUGUUUUUCUUUUUCUUGGCUGUGUCCUGCCACAAUGCCUACAUUGCUGCGAGGUCUGUUGGAGGAACAACCUUCAGAAACAAGUACAGAGGCUACAAAAGCUGGCUGGAGGACCUGGCAGAGCAGCUCAUCACACCACUCAGAACAAGGGCUGUUCCUGUGACUCCUCCUCCUCCUCCAUCUCCAUCUACUCUUUCUGCUUCUCCAUCUCCUCCUCCUUCUCCAUCUUCUCUUCCUUCCUCUUUAUCUGCAGCACCAUCAGGAAGAAGAUUCUUACCUCAUUCUCCAUCGCCUCCUCCUUCUCCAUCUCCAUCUGUAGGAAGCAGAGGAGACACACCUCCUCCACAGCAUGACUGGAAAAGUCUAUGACAAGCG
Alosa sapidissima (American shad) is the source of this 1382-nucleotide messenger RNA. RefSeq names its product piggyBac transposable element-derived protein 4-like. The transcript has 2 exons. The record is from RefSeq and is a predicted model, not a curated record. Lineage: Eukaryota; Metazoa; Chordata; Actinopteri; Clupeiformes; Clupeidae. Bases 313 to 1170 code for a protein of 285 amino acids.